Molecule: messenger RNA, 1541 nt
Organism: Colletotrichum navitas
Lineage: Eukaryota; Fungi; Ascomycota; Sordariomycetes; Glomerellales; Glomerellaceae
Exons: 2
Coding region: 255-1367 (370 amino acids)
Source: RefSeq, a predicted model, not a curated record
GUCAAUUUAAAGACACGCAGUUGGUACCUCCUAUUCACUUGUAGUCACAGGUACGGAUAGUGAUACGAAUACACAUAAGCUCGGUGGCCCAGUCCUCCGUGCACCGACCAUGAACUAAAUAUUGCCCGAUACCUGAACUGACGUCGCCUCCCCACGUAACGAUUGAGCAGCACUGUGAUAUCCCUACGAGCCAACUUCUCUUACCCCUCUUUCCACGCGAUUUAACAGAUACCCACGGUACCUGCUUCGCACACAUGUCGCUUUUCUCCUCCCUGCAUCAAUACGUCGGAACCUUUGCGGCGAUCGCAGCCGGUGCUAUCAUUGCCAAAGUCGUCGGCAACAUGCAGUCCGACUUGCAGAAUCCCGAACCUGAGCGGGUGCCCCAAGAGCCAGGCAACUAUAAGCCCACUCCCAUCGACGUUGUUGUUGUUAGGAUCAUGCUGGAGAAGGCAUCCACGUUACCGCCGGAAAUCAUGGAUAUCAUCAUCGACGAAGCCGAAUAUUGGGCGCACUCGGAGGCCAGCAUAUCUACCAAUCUUCGUGUCGUCGGCACUACACCCGAAGAGAACAAGCUUCUCUUGAGAUGCCCACCGAUCGGCUUCCGCGACUUCAAGAAAGUCGGCGCAGCGUUCAAGACCGCCCCUCUCCCACCCAAGUCGGGUGACGGGUCCCCCGUUACCGAGCCCCUCCGCAGUUUAACCCUGCUCGAACCCAUGUCAAGCCCCACCGAGAUGACCUCCGAGGCCCCAAGAGAAUACUUUACAGGAUCGAUGGAGCGACCGCCCAUGCUGACCAACCCCGUCCGCAAGAUCGUCUUCAAGAUUCGAAGCAGAGACCAGGGCUGGGGCGGUGGCGUCGCCGACAAAGAAACCUACCGCGGAUCCUGGUCGUGGUUUGAGGCGGGUCUGGAGAAGUUCGACAAGGAUCGGAAAUGCGACGGUUCUUGCAAGGCGUCUGCCCCGGCCCAGGAAUUACAAUCCGAGAACAUAUCUGACGGUGAAGAGCCGACCCUUUGCACGUGCGGCCUGCAGUCGAUAUACCCCCCCGUCGAACAGCUGCCCCAUGGGGAACUUGCCUACCACCAUCACAUGCAUCCGCUCGAGAACCUCAAGAUCCAAAACAACAAGACUGCGCAUAGACUAUUCCUGAACCACGAGGUCGUCUGGUCCUGGUCUGACGAUAUCCACCCCAAUUCACCCAAAGCCGACCAGCUGGUUGAGAUGGGUCGCGGUAGGGGCACUGGAACUGGCAAGUUCGUGCGCAGUCUGAAGCUGGGCGAUGUGAUCACGGUAUGGGGCAAGGCGCGGUUUGGUGGCUGGGCCAACCACAUUGAGAGUGUGAAGGUCGAGAUUUACUGGGCGGUGUGAGCCGUGGGUUUUGCUGUACUUGACUUUUCUUCCGCCGAGAAGAAUGCACAACACUCCCCUAAUGCACUGUAUGAAUGACGAUUAAACAACGAUGGAAAUGAUGCGUAAGUUGAAUGAGUUAAGAUCUGGUCUCCACAACCGUCCCAAUCCCGGCUUGUGGUAAACCUGUUGGGC